GUAAAUAGUAAAGUAAAGGUGACAUUUUAAGCAAAUUAACAAUGGUUUCCUCUCGUUUGAUGACAUUGCAAAGAAUUGCACGCCAAAUUGGCAGUAACAAUAAUUUGAUUGAAAAUCAAAAUUCUCGUCACAUGUCUGGUGUUUAUUUUCGCAGCGGUGCCUUUAAGCCAAAACCAAAUGAGGUUCCAUUUGGCCUUUUUGCAAUUAUUUGUGCAGUGAUUCCUGGACUGUUUGUGGGCGCAACCAUAAGCAAAAACGUUGCCAACUUUCUAGAAGAAAAUGAUUUGUUUGUCCCCAGCGAUGAUGAUGAUGAUGAGGAUUAAGUUCAUCUACAUAUGUACAUUUGACACUAUUAAAAACUAUUGACUUGACUCAACCAAAUAUGACAAUUUUCUCAGUCAUACCUAUAGCUUUAAGAAGCAUACUUUAUCGUUUUAAUAUUUAUUAAAUCCCUUUGCCAUUUAUAUUUACUAAGGCCACAGUAGCGACAAUUGUUAUACUAGCAUAAAUAAAAUUUGUUUAAA
Drosophila busckii is the source of this 524-nucleotide messenger RNA. RefSeq names its product essential MCU regulator, mitochondrial (gene EMRE). Lineage: Eukaryota; Metazoa; Arthropoda; Insecta; Diptera; Drosophilidae. Gene Ontology annotation, biological process: mitochondrial calcium ion homeostasis; calcium import into the mitochondrion. Gene Ontology annotation, cellular component: uniplex complex; mitochondrial inner membrane. The transcript is spliced from 2 exons. The record is from RefSeq and is a predicted model, not a curated record. The coding region runs from base 42 to 323 and encodes 93 amino acids.